AUGAAACUUAUAAUUGCUGUUUUUGUGUGUUUAAUAGUUGGACUUGCUGAGGCAGCUCCCACUGAACAAUUGUGUUCAACACCAUUGUGUAAACAGUCAGCGGAAUGGCUUAAAAAAUCUUUAAACACCUCUGUUAAUCCGUGCGACAAUUUUUACGAGUUUGCUUGUGGCGGCUGGCGCAAAAUAUCCAUUCCAGAAAAUAAAUAUGCCGUCGGUCCCAUAUCGUAUAUGGCUGAGCUUAUGGAUACACAAAUAAAAAACUUGUUGAUGUCUUUUAACGUGGCCAUUGAUGGUAAAUCACACUCAAAAGUGGUCACAUUGGCAGCGAAAACUUUUCAGCAAUGUGUUAGCGCGACUGACAAUGAAAAAGGCUUAAACCAGUUAAAAGCAGCAGUAAACGAAGUUUUUGGGGGAUGGGGCAUCGGUCAAAAAAACACUGGUCAUUCUCAAAAAGAACAAAGCUGGCAUGAGUACUUGGUUCUUGCACUAACAAAAGGAAAAAUUUGGCCUGUUAUCGACAUUCGCAUGACAGUUAAUCCAUUUAAUUCAAGUGAAAACAACAUCGAAUUUGCUCCUGCUGGUCUUGGUUUAAACGAUUACCAAUUAACAAAUUUAUCCGCAUACCCUUCCAUAAUUACUGGGUACAAAAAAUUUAUUACAAGUUCUGGACAACUGUUUUGUGGGUCUGAUUGUUCUACUCUAGAAAAAGAUGUUGAUGAGAUAGUGCAUUUAGAAUCGCAACUUGCUAAUGCUCGCCUUUCACCAGAAGCUCUGCAUGAUACGGCGAACAGUAAUGUUGAGCUAACCAUUAAACAGUUAAGUGAAAAAUCUUCAUUCAAUUGGCACAAAGAGUUAAUUGUGCCUAUUUACAAAUCUUAUGGUUUGUCCGACUUUCCUCCUGAAUCUGCAAACGUAAACAUUUACGAUGCUCCAUACUUGGUCAAAAGUGUAGAAAUUAUGAAGAAAACUUCGCCUCGAACAAUUGCCAAUUUGUUUGCCUGGCGACUUGUUCAGAGUUAUGGUUCUGCUGCCUCUGAACAACUUCGUUUAUUUGAAUUUGAAUUUCUCAAAGUAAGCAUGGGCAUUAAAAAACUUGACGAACGUUGGAAAACCUGCAUGAGUUUUGUCAAUGGCCAGUUUUAUUUUGACCACCUUGCAUUGCCUGUCAGCAGACUCUACGUUGACCGAUACUUUUCAAAAGCAGAAAGAACUGAAGCAGUAAAAAUGGUGGACUCAAUUCAAAAAUCUUUUGGGCGAUUGUUGCUUGAUUACGAGUGGCUCGAUGAGGACACUCGUUUUGCAGCGCUAGACAAACUGGCAAUGUUGGUUAAAAAGGUUGCCUUCCCAGAAAGUUUACUUGAUAAUGCCCACUUAGAUGCGAUCUACGGUUUGAACAAUGCUACGUUUGCAAAAGAAAUUCAAGAACAAGAAAACCAUCUGUUGAGUGUGAUGGCUGCAGACAAUGCAUUCAUGAAAUUGCAGUUUCGACAAUUUAAUGGUUUACCAAUUUAUAAUAAAGAGUCAUGGGUUAUUCAUCCAAACACUAUUAAUGCUGUUUACAACUACAAUGAAAACUCAAUUA
Molecule: messenger RNA, 1582 nt
Organism: Rhagoletis zephyria (snowberry fruit fly)
Lineage: Eukaryota; Metazoa; Arthropoda; Insecta; Diptera; Tephritidae
Source: RefSeq, a predicted model, not a curated record